Messenger RNA from Hypoxylon fragiforme, 1665 nucleotides. Its product is annotated as GroES-like protein. Lineage: Eukaryota; Fungi; Ascomycota; Sordariomycetes; Xylariales; Hypoxylaceae. Gene Ontology annotation, biological process: D-sorbitol catabolic process. Gene Ontology annotation, molecular function: zinc ion binding; L-iditol 2-dehydrogenase (NAD+) activity. The coding region runs from base 432 to 1526 and encodes 364 amino acids. The transcript is spliced from 2 exons. The record is from RefSeq and is a predicted model, not a curated record.
AUACUACGCCGUACAUACCCCUGCCCCGCUAUCUUUUGUUAUGUUAUGCGCACCUGUGUGUGUGUAAUGUGUUGUAGUAUAACUCUCACGAGACUACUUUACUUUAGCUAGAGCUAAUACAUGUAUCUCCGAAGUACGGGCACAUACAUACCAGAAGAGUGAUUUUUUUUGCCUCCUUCUUCUUUCUCGUGUCUAUGCUUGCUUUGUUUGGAUUUUAUAUCUCACUCACCUCCUGAGCACCUAUCAUUCGGUAUCAUUAUAAUAUGUUGCAACAUCAAAGCUGUUGACAUAUAAUAUCUCGUCUAUCUUGAUCUUAUAAGUUGAUCACCAAAUCUGUCUUCAUCUUCCCCCUUCUCUAUCUUAUUUAUACUCUAUCUAGACAAGCAUUUUUUUUAUUUUUUGUAUUUGCUUAUACAGAAUCCCAAUAAGAAAUGGAUCCAAAAACAUCAAGCAACCUCUCCUUCAUCCUCAACAAGCCCCAUGAUGUGCACUUCGCCUCCCGCCCCCUCCCCACCCUGCAAACCCCCCACGACGUCCUCGUCGCCGUGAACUACACCGGCAUCUGCGGCUCCGACGUGCACUACUGGGAGCACGGCGCCAUCGGGCACUUCGUCGUCAAGGACCCCAUGGUCCUCGGCCACGAGUCCUCCGGCACCGUCGUCGAGGUCGGCUCCGCCGUCACCUCCCUCAGCCCCGGCGACCGCGUCGCCCUCGAGCCCGGCUACCCCUGCCGCCGCUGCGCCCCCUGCCUCAGCGGCCACUACAACCUCUGCCCGGAGAUGCGGUUCGCCGCGACGCCCCCCUAUGACGGAACACUGACCGGCUUCUGGGCCGCCCCCGCCGACUUCUGCUACAAGCUCCCCGAGUCCGUCUCCCUGCAGGAGGGCGCGCUGAUCGAGCCCCUCGCCGUCGCCGUGCACAUCGUCCGGCAAGCCUCCGUUUCCCCGGGGCAAUCCGUGAUCGUGAUGGGCGCCGGGCCCGUCGGCCUGCUCUGCGCCGCCGUGUCGGCCGCCUUCGGCGCCUCGACCGUCGUCUCCGUCGACAUCGUGCAGUCCAAGCUCGACUUCGCGCGCUCCUUCAGCUCCACGCACACCUACCUCAGCCAACGCAUCUCCGCGGAAGCCAACGCCGCCAACAUCAAAGAGCACGCCGCGCUCCCCGGCGGCGCCGACGUCGUCAUCGACGCCAGCGGCGCCGAGCCCAGCAUCCAGACCUCGCUGCACGCCGUGCGCGUCGGCGGCACCUACGUGCAGGGCGGCAUGGGCAAGUCCGACAUCACCUUCCCCAUCAUGGCCAUGUGCCUGAAAGAGGUGACGGCGAAGGGGAGCUUCCGCUACGGCAGCGGUGACUACGCCCUCGCCGUCGAGCUGGUGCGCUCCGGCAAGGUCGACGUCAAGAGGCUUGUCAGCGAGACCGUCGACUUCGCGCAGGCGGAGCAGGCGUUCCAGAAGGUUAAGCUGGGGGAGGUCAUCAAGAUUCUGAUCAGGGGGCCGAAUGAGAAGGGGGUUGUUGUUGCUGGUAAGUAGGUAGGUAGGUAGGUAAACUAGGAAAAAAAAAGAAGUACCUAAAAGGAGAAAGAAUUGGGAGAAAGGACGGGAGUGUUGAGGCGUCUUGCGGUUGGUGGUGAUUAGAUACCUACCUAGGUAACCUACCCUACCUAGGUAU